Messenger RNA from Durio zibethinus, 1394 nucleotides. Lineage: Eukaryota; Viridiplantae; Streptophyta; Magnoliopsida; Malvales; Malvaceae. The record is from RefSeq and is a predicted model, not a curated record.
GAACCUUCAAUUUUUGGUCCCAAGGUCUCAAUCUGCAUUUAGGCAGACAGUCCUUUUUGUUUCACCACUGGUAUAGUUCGGUACUCAAUGCCUUCUCCUUUCUGCCUCCCCUAUAUGGCUCCAAUUUCCUCUUUGUUUCUAGCAUUUCUCAUGAUUUCCUCAAGCAAUGCUCAGGGUCCACCUUCCCCUGGAUACUCCCCCAGCUCCAUGGUUAGUUCUGUGACCUUUGAUCAAGGGUUUAGAAAUCUAUGGGGUCCUCAGCAUCAGAGAGUAGACCAGGGUUCAUUAACAAUCUGGCUUGAUAAAAGCUCAGGAAGUGGAUUCAAGUCACUUCAGCCGUAUCAAUCUGGUUACUUUGGUGCUGCCAUGAAGCUCCAAGCUGGUUAUACAGCAGGAGUCAUUACAUCUUUCUAUCUUUCAAACAAUGAAGAUUUCCCUGGAAACCAUGAUGAAAUUGAUAUUGAGUUCCUUGGAACAACACCAGAUAAACCCUAUACUCUACAGACUAAUGUGUAUAUUAGAGGAAGUGGGGAUGGAAAUAUAAUUGGAAGGGAAAUGCAAUUUCAUCUUUGGUUUGAUCCCACACAAGACUACCAUAACUAUGCUAUACUUUGGACCCCCAGUGAGAUUAUAUUUUUCGUAGAUGAUGUUCCUAUUAGGAGGUACCAAAGGAAAAGUGGCGCCACAUUCCCCAUAAGACCGAUGUGGGUUUACGGAUCAAUUUGGGAUGCAUCGUCUUGGGCCACUGAGAAUGGAAAAUACAAGGCUGAUUAUAACUACCAACCCUUCAUUGGUAGGUAUACAAACUUCAAAGUAAGUGGUUGCACCGCCAAUGGGCCUGCCUCAUGCAGCCCGCCCUCCGUCUCUCCAUCCGGCUCCGGCGGCCUUAGCCAACAACAAGUCUCGACCAUGACUUGGGUCCAAAGGAACUAUUUGGUGUAUGACUAUUGCCAAGACCCUAAGAGGGAUCACACUCAGACGCCUGAGUGCGAAUGAAGAUUCGGUUAUUAAAAUUUUACAAGAUGCAAUAUUGUGAUAAUUGUUAGUUUGGGGGGUUUCUUGAGACGGGUCCUGCUUGCCAAGAACAGGUGAAAGAGUGGUUGAGCGUCCAAAGCCCUCUAAGAUUUGCAUAUCUUGUUGUUUUGUUAAUUUGUAUUGUUCGGUUGUAGGUGUUUGCAUUGUUGUUGGAAUAAAAUUGAUCAUAAACGUGCUUUUUAUAAAGAAAGAAAAAGUACUUAGGGGAAUUUUCAAGACAUCAAAAGAAAGUGAAAUGGCCAAAAGAGGCCUUGAAGGUUUGUAUUCAGUUUGUUAUUAUUAAUGGAAAGGGACGGUUUUCUCUUUUGAUUCUGUAAUAAUGGAUUUGCUCCCUUCACCAAAUCUGAAACAGUGGAAAA